AUGGGCGGUCGCCAGAUACGACCCGCCCGGGUCUUCCAGGCCGUGUCCCAAGAGCUCAAUCAGCCGAUGCUGUCGGGCCACCCCGUCGCCCAACCGCCCUGGUUCCAAGCGAUGAGCUCGAUCCCCCCCGCCGAAUCGCUCGUCCGCACCGUCACUCCGAGACACCGAAUGCCCAGCUCGAAAGCCAAGAAACCCAAGAAGCUCUACCGCCCCCAACGCAUCAGCUACCCCGAAGACGCUCUGCGCACCACCUUUUACAAGGACCACCCUUGGGAGCUGGCGCGGCCGCGAGUUAUCCUCGAGUCGGACGGCAAAGACUACCAGCACUGCGACUGGAGCAAGGGGUUGCGGCAGCCUGGCCUUGCGCUCACGGGCGAAUGCGUCAUCCAACGUCAGUUACAUCUCAUGGAAAACGAAAAGAUGAGCAAACGGAAAGCGUACGACGUGGCUCGCAAAGAAUUCUACAACCUUCGGCAGCAGGAGGAGGUUGAAAGGCGAGUGGCGCUGGAGGAAGCGAAAUAUGUUGGCGCGUACUUUGGCAAGACUCGACUGGAUGUUGGUAUGCAGCUCGAGGACCAAGAAUUUGAGCAUUGGAAAGUCUGGGCCGGCAAGGAAACAGCAAGUAGAGAGGCGAGGUCGAAUUCGGAAAUCAACACGUUUAAUGCCGAGGAUGAGGUGGAAGAGCUGCCAGUUGCCGCCGCCGCCGCCGCCGCCGCAGCGGUGUGA
Ustilaginoidea virens is the source of this 726-nucleotide messenger RNA. RefSeq lists its product as uncharacterized. The record is from RefSeq and is a predicted model, not a curated record. Gene Ontology annotation, cellular component: mitochondrial small ribosomal subunit. NCBI's taxonomy places the organism in Eukaryota, Fungi, Ascomycota, Sordariomycetes, Hypocreales, Clavicipitaceae. Bases 1 to 726 code for a protein of 241 amino acids. Gene Ontology annotation, molecular function: structural constituent of ribosome. The transcript has 2 exons.